GAGCCCCUCUCCCUAAGAGGAUUCCAUCCUUCCACCGCCGUCUGUUGGGUCUCCCGGAGCCGAAGCGGCGGGGAAGGAGCGGGUCUGGGUGUCGCCCCCGCGACGCCUUCCUCACGGGCAAUUCAGGCUCGUUGGUGACGGUCCACUGGGACCUGGAAGGAAGCGGCACGGGCCCCCGCGGUGCUGGCGUCUGCCAGGUCCUGAAUAUGCUCCGAGUGUCCUGACGCGAUCCCGGGUUCCUCCCCAGGGCCGUUCUUCUGUAUUAUGGUGGGAGUGACCUCUCAGAAGACUAUGAAGCUACUUCCUGCCUCAAGAUGUAGAGCUACACAAAAGGUGGUUGUUGGAGAUCAUGAUGGAGUAGUUAUGUGCUUUGGCAUGAAGAAAGGAGAAGCAGUGACAGUGUUCAAGACUUUACCUGGGCAGAAGAUUGCAAGGCUGGAACUAGGAGGGGUUCUUAACACACCCCAGGAGAAAAUUUUUAUUGCUGCAGGAUCUGAGAUUAGAGGCUUCACAAAGAGAGGAAAACAGUUCCUCUCUUUUGAAACAAACCUCACUGAAAGCAUUAAAGCUAUGCACAUAUCUGGCUCAGACCUUUUUCUCAGUGCAAGUUACAUCUAUAACCAUUAUUGUGAUUGCAAAGACCAACAUUAUUACCUUUCUGGGGACAAAAUCAAUGACGUCAUCUGCCUUCCAGUGGAAAGAGUACUUCGUGAUGUUCCUGUGUUGGCCUGCCAGGACAGAGUGCUCAGAGUUUUACAGGGAUCUGAUGUGAUGUAUGAAAUUGAAGUUCCUGGCCCACCUACUGUUUUAGCACUGCACAAUGGAAAUGGCGGUGACUCUGGAGAAGACCUUUUGUUUGGAACAUCAGAUGGAAAACUUGGGCUUAUUCAAAUCACUGCUUCUAGACCAAUACACAAGUGGGAAAUUCGAAAUGAGAAGAAGAGGGGAGGUAUUUUGUGUGUUGACAGUUUUGACAUCGUAGGUGAUGGGGUUAAAGAUUUACUUGUUGGAAGAGAUGAUGGAAUGGUGGAAGUGUAUAGUUUUGAUAAUACAAAUGAGCCUGUUCUACGAUUUGAUCAGACAUUGUCUGAAAGUGUCACAUCUAUCCAGGGUGGUUGUGUAGGGAAAGAUGGCUAUGAUGAAAUCGUGAUGUCCACAUAUUCAGGCUGGGUUACAGGUCUGACAACGGAGCCUAUUCAUAAGGAAAGUGGACCAGGAGAAGAACUAAAAAUUAAUCAGGAGAUGCAGAAUAAAAUUUCUUCUUUACGGAGUGAGUUGGAACAUCUGCAAUAUAAGGUACUACAGGAAAGAGAGAAAUAUCAACAGUCUUCUCACUCAAGCAAAGCAAAAUCAGCAGUACCUUCAUUUAGUGUCAAUGACAAGUUUACAUUAAAUAAAGAUGAUGCGAGUUACAGCCUUAUUUUAGAGGUGCAGACAGCAAUAGAUAAUGUCUUAAUACAGAGCGAUGUUCCAAUAGAUUUACUUGAUGUAGAUAAGAAUUCUGCUGUUGUCAGCUUUAGCAACUGUGAUUCUGAGUCAAAUGACAACUUUCUUCUUGCCACUUACCGGUGCCAGGCAAAUACCACAAGGCUGGAACUCAAGAUUCGCUCAAUUGAAGGCCAGUAUGGAACACUUCAAGCAUAUGUGACUCCAAGAAUUCAACCCAAAACAUGUCAGGUCCGCCAGUACCUUAUCAAACCCCUUUCACUCCAUCAAAGAACUCACUCUAUUGACCAUGACAGACCCAUGAAUACACUGACUUUGACAGGCCAGUUCAGUUUUGCUGAACUUCACUCCUGGGUGGUGUUUUGCCUGCCCGAAGUUCCUGAAAAACCUCCAGCAGGAGAAUGUGUGACAUUUUACUUUCAGAACACCUUCCUGGAUACACAACUUGAAAGCACCUACAGAAAAGGCGAAGGAGUUUUUAAAUCUGACAACAUUUCUACUAUAUCCAUCCUAAAAGAUGUGCUCUCUAAAGAAGCUACAAAAAGGAAAAUUAACCUCAACAUAUCUUACGAGAUAAAUGAAGUAUCAGUCAAACACACAUUAAAGCUAAUCCACCCAAAGCUGGAGUACCAGUUGCUUUUGGCUAAGAAAGUGCAGUUAAUUGAUGCUUUAAAAGAAUUGCAGGUUCAUGAGGGAAACACAGACUUUCUGAUACCAGAAUAUCGCUGUAUUCUAGAAGAGGCAGAUCACCUACAGGAAGAAUACAAAAAGCAACCUGCACAUCUUGAAAGACUCUAUGGCAUGAUCACUGAUCUUUUCAUAGAUAAGUUCAAGUUCAAAGGCACCAAUGUGAAAACAAAAGUGCCUCUUUUACUGGAGAUUCUGGACAGUUAUGACCAAAAUGCAUUGAUUGCUUUCUUCGAUGCUGCAUGAAAUAUAAACGAGGUAAAGUUCCAAAGAAGUUGUCUGUUUAAAUGAGAAAUGUUAAAACAGAAUUACAGACUAUCUUUACAUUCUUUUAUUUCAUAUGCUUUUUAAUAUCAUCUAAAAUAUGUGAGAUUCAAUUUUUUUUAGUAAUGCUUUUUUUUGACAAGUAGAACUUUUUAAAGAUAAAGAGAAUGUUUAUUUUUAAAACAAAAGUGGAGUGAUUAUAAGGAAUUUUAAUGAAUUUUUUCAAGUGGAUGUUUUAACUUUUAGAUCUAAUACUAUUUAGAAAAUAAAAAUAUAUUCAAAUAUUUAACAAGCUAACAUGCAUAUGUAUAAACUGCUUUACAGUUUUCAAAAUGUGUUUACAAAUGUUACCUCAUUUGAUCUUCACAACACAUAUUUAUGACUAUUUUGUCAAAUCAUAUAAGAGAACUGAUUCUCAGUGGGUUGAGUGUUUGAGAGGAUAUGGUAUUAUUUUGUAAAGGUGGGACCCAAGUCCUGAUGCCUGGAUUGUGUUCUGGUCACUAUGUAUGUUGUCAACCAGGAGAAAUAACCUAUAAAUUAUUUCUUCUAGGAAUUGAGGUUGAUUUGCAGCUGAUUUCACUCUUGCCUGGUAAUGUUUUGUAACCCACGGUCCGUUUGUGUAAUACUUCAGUUGGCUUAGUGCUAUAAAUUGUGGCCAGAGAAAUCAGAAUUUGCAGUUUGAGGGGAUCUUAACUUGAUGUGCUGUAACCAAUAGGGCUAUACAAGUGUGCUAAAUGUAUACAGUGCAGAAAUAAUGCUAGCUUCUUAGGUUUUCCUAAACUAGUAUCCACUAAUUUCCUUUUUAUCGUAUACGGAGGGAAAUAAGCCAUUAAGGCUACAGAAUUUUUGUUCAUUAAUCUUAAUUCACAUUCAUUCAUAUUCAGGUGAUUGUAUUUAAAGGUUUUAAAAAUAACAUAAGGAUUUUAAUAGGAAAUAAGCAAUUUAUGUUUUCAAGAAGGGCACAGUCAUGAAUCUGUUGGAAAACAAGAAUGCUGCUUAAUUAUAUACCAUUUUGUUAGUUAUGUGCAAACCUUGUACAUUAAAUGUGAAAAUUUGUUAAAGGCACAUAUU
Molecule: messenger RNA, 3468 nt
Organism: Vicugna pacos (alpaca)
Lineage: Eukaryota; Metazoa; Chordata; Mammalia; Artiodactyla; Camelidae
Gene: BBS7
Product: Bardet-Biedl syndrome 7
Biological process (GO): intracellular transport; non-motile cilium assembly; intracellular protein localization
Cellular component (GO): neuron projection; membrane; axoneme
Molecular function (GO): protein binding
Source: RefSeq, a predicted model, not a curated record